Staurois parvus is the source of this 303-nucleotide messenger RNA. The record is from the annotation of a GenBank genome assembly. NCBI's taxonomy places the organism in Eukaryota, Metazoa, Chordata, Amphibia, Anura, Ranidae.
GCCCAGCCCGAGUGGUUAGCAGGUUAAAGCACCCUAAGCUCGAUUCAUCCAGACCAAGCCCACAACAUGUUUCCCCGAGCUUACAGUGUUACUAAACCCGCAACAGUAAAAUCAUGUAUUUGGUCUCCCACAGUGGACAGAACAUGGAAGUGCAAUUAUUUUAGUAAAUAUAAAUGGCAAAAUACCCUUACCUUUUUUUCUUAUCAGCAGUUAGAGCAAUCACCUUCCAUCAGUGUGCAGCAAAGCACUGGUUAAAGCUUGUAGGAGGAGUUUUCAUUCUGCUCUAGGAGGAUGCAGGAUCCU